Molecule: messenger RNA, 2442 nt
Organism: Linum trigynum
Lineage: Eukaryota; Viridiplantae; Streptophyta; Magnoliopsida; Malpighiales; Linaceae
Source: the annotation of a GenBank genome assembly
CAUGAUGAAGUUGGAAGUAAACCCCAGCGAGACUGUCUGUGGCCCACGCAGCAUAUACUCACAUGCGCUUCUUUUUCGAUACCCCGCCCUCUUGUUCUUAAUUAUAUUGGGCGGAGAUCAGAAUAUCCAUUGUCAUUGUACCUUCAGAGAUUCUUUCUCACAGAUAGAUGGCAAUUGGCCUCAAACACAUUUCGCAAAGAUAUUUAAAAAAAAAGAAAUUCUUUUUUAGCUUUUCUCUCGCUCUCUAUUAUCAAUCAUCAAACCCAACUCAUCUUUCUCACGCUCACACAUCCCGUUCUCUCCCAGGUUUCUUCUUUUUCUUCUGCUCUCCUUCCUAUAUUAUUGUGAAAAUCCCAUUAUGACACUCUCUAUAAAUCCCACUCUCUCUCCUUUCUCCACAACUACUUGCUCUUCCUCUUCUUCUGCUACUGCUUCACAUGCUACUUCUCUUUGCUCUACUACAACCCCUUCCUCCGUUUCCUUCAAAGUUUCGAGCUUUAGGUCACGCAGAGCAAAACCCAUCAGCCUAUUUGUCAAAGAGAUUGGAUUAAACAAGUGUUACAGGAGAAAGGGUUGUGUUGUUAGAGCUGAAGAAGGGAGUGGCAGCGGCAGAAUGACCAUCUCUGAGUACAUUAAAGAGGAAGAGAAUGGAGAGGAAGAGAAUCCUCCCCUUUUGCUAGAUUCAGAGACCAAUUCCAGGCCCCGUCGGAUUGCUCUGUUUGUUGAGCCUUCUCCCUUUGCAUAUGUCUCAGGGUACAAGAACCGGUUCCAGAAUUUUAUCAAGUACUUGCGCGAAAUGGGGGAUGAGGUGAUGGUGGUGACUACACAUGAAGGGGUACCCCAAGAGUUUUAUGGUGCGAAAUUGAUUGGAUCGCGAAGCUUUCCUUGCCCCUGGUAUCAGAAAGUACCCUUGUCCCUAGCACUUAGUCCUAGAAUAAUAUCCGAGGUUGCCAGAUUCAAGCCGGAUAUCAUACAUGCAUCAUCCCCAGGAAUAAUGGUUUUUGGUGCUCUUGCUAUUGCAAAAAUGUUGUGUGUUCCCAUAGUGAUGUCGUAUCAUACUCAUGUCCCUGUAUACAUCCCUAGGUACACUUUUAGUUGGCUGGUGAAGCCCAUGUGGAUGGUCAUAAAGUUCCUUCACCAAGCUGCUGAUCUUACUCUGGUACCUUCAGCGGCCAUUGGGAGGGAUCUCCUAGCAGCUCAAGUGGCAGCAGCUAAUAGGAUUCGUCUUUGGAAUAAGGGCGUUGACUCUGAGAGCUUUAACCCUCAAUUCCGCUCCCAUGAAAUGCGAGUGAGAUUAACCAAUGGGGAACCUGAGAAACCAUUGAUAGUCCACGUUGGCCGACUUGGAGUUGAGAAGAGCUUGGACUUCCUCAAAAGCGUGAUGGAUAGGCUUCCAGAUGCUAGGAUUGCGUUUGUUGGAGAUGGACCGUAUAGACCGGAGCUGGAAGAGUUGUUUAAAGGGAUGCCAGCUGUAUUCACUGGAAUGUUGGGAGGAGAGGAACUCUCCCAAGCUUAUGCAAGUGGAGACGUGUUUGUGAUGCCUUCUGAAUCCGAGACGCUGGGGCUGGUGGUUCUGGAGGCCAUGUCUUCAGGAAUCCCUGUGGUCGGGGUUCGAGCUGGUGGCAUUCCAGACAUAAUCCCACCGGAGCUGGAAGGAAAAAUCGGGUUUCUAUUCAGUCCCGGGGACCUCGAUGACUGCGUGGACAAGUUGGGAACUUUGCUUCAUAACGAAGAACUGAGGGAGACCAUGGGGAGAGCAGCACGGAUAGAGAUGGAGCAGUAUGAUUGGAGGGCUGCCACCAAGAUGAUCCGGAACGAGCAGUACAAUGCCGCCAUUUGGUUCUGGCGCAAGAAGAGAGCACUGCUUCUCAGACCUUUGCAGUGGCUGGUGAAGAGAAUCUUCCCAUCUCCUGAAGUUCAUUAUCAAUGAAAGGCGCCAGUUGGGUUCGGAAGAUUUAAAACUGAGAAGCGGUGUAUAUAUGGGGGGGGGGGGGGGGGGCGAGAUGCCAUUGGAAUCCUGUUUGUGUGAAAGAUUGGUAGACCAUGGAAAUGGCGGGUGGUCUAUUGUUGUGCAAGUGGAAAUGACAUGGAUAGUCUUACGAAUUUGUAUUUGGCUUGAUUUGGUUCAAAAUCAGAAAUUUCAUAUGAAAAAGAGACCGAUAUAGAGUUCUCUGUAACUCGUUCCACUCUCAUGAGUUCAUAGGUUGCGGUAUACAUUUGCUUAUGGAUUGUUAUUCGUCGUCCUAAAAAUUCUUAUUUGUCACCCUAAUUAUGUUAAAUUUACUAUAAUGUCCUUCGUUUGUUUUUCAAACACUUAAACCCUAAAACAAGUGCAUACACUCACUAGCUGACGGAGCCGGCCACCUCAUUGGAGGCCUAAUCAUCGUCAUCACACAUUAAUUAUAAUUACAAUGAUAAUGAUAAUCAAUAUUAAUUAAAAAA